Plasmodium fragile is the source of this 1557-nucleotide messenger RNA. RefSeq lists its product as uncharacterized. Gene Ontology annotation, biological process: glycerophospholipid catabolic process. NCBI's taxonomy places the organism in Eukaryota, Apicomplexa, Aconoidasida, Haemosporida, Plasmodiidae. The record is from RefSeq and is a predicted model, not a curated record. Bases 1 to 1557 code for a protein of 518 amino acids. The transcript has a single exon. Gene Ontology annotation, molecular function: glycerophosphodiester phosphodiesterase activity.
AUGGGUAUUAGUAAGAGCAAGUUCAUUUUAUUCGCCGCCUUUUUAUACGUUCUCAAAAAUUGUGUGAUCCAAAUGACCAGCAUAGUUGGUCAUCGAGGAUGUGGAACCAGUGAAGCGGGCGGUACUUCCCCCUACCCGGAAAAUUCAUUGUACUCAUUUAAGAAAGCAGUGGAUGAGAACAUUGAUGGAGUUGAAUUAGAUGUAUGGCUAACCAAGGACAAGGAAGUUGUGGUUAUCCAUGGCACGGAGGAUGGGCUACUUGGACACACCUUACUAUACGAUGAAGAUUCAAAAAAUAAACACAUAGAAGAAUUAACAGCUGAGGAAAUUCAGAGCUAUCAUUUUAAGGAACCAUGGAUCUUAACCAAAGGGAAGCAAUUUUAUCAACAGGGUUCCACCGCGUCAGGUGUAUCCAAUGUACAAAUAGAAAACGUCGCAACUAACCAUGCGGAGGGAGAAGGUGUAAUUAGCCACAACAGUAACAUCGUCUCAAAUUAUAACAGCGGUCAUGAUCAAGGUGGACAUUCUCACUUACAUGGUGUGAAAACCCUCACGAAGAAUGUACAAGAAAAUGUAAAAUUCGCUACCCUCAGUGAAACUGAAAAGAGCAAGAAACACAUGGAGUACGCAGAUUACAACCAGCCCUACAUAAAUAUGGAUGAGCUUGAUGAGCUGGAAACAAUGCUUAACGAAAAUUCUCUUCAGGAUUUGUUUCCACAGGAACAGGAACAGGAACAUGAAGAAGGAGCGGAGGGUCAACUACACAAAUCGUUCACAGACAAAACGAGCACGCAAAUGAAUGACCAACUGUUAGAGGAAAAAUUUAUUAAUUCCAUAAAAUGCAAUUACUGCAAAGACCUCUACACAAACUACGUAAUGAAAAAAAAUUAUGACUUGAAGAAAAAAAAAAAGCUGUUCAUAUUUUUAUCAAAGUUUUCUCACGUACCACUUUUAAAAGAUUUAUUAAAUUUGUAUAAGACCCAAAUAACUUACGACAUUGAGCUGAAGGGAACACAAGAAGAUUUGGGAAUUCACCUACUGGACAUACUCGAGAAUUACAAAAAUUAUAAAAUCAAAUUUAGCUCAUUCACAUGGCUACUACAAAAUGGACAGAUGAAAAAACAAAGUGAAGAAAAAAAUAUGGGGGAAAAUUCCCAUGACAAGUUGCAACAAAUCGAUUUAUUAAAAGCUGUUAGAAAUAACAAAUUAAAUAUCCCUGUUGCUCUGUUAUUUUCAGACGAUGAAGUAAUGCCAAAUUUUACUUCCAUUUUCUCCACCAUGAAGUAUUAUAAUGCCCAGUGGGCACAUUUUUCGUAUAGAUCCUUCAAACAACCAGUCGUCAUGAAUGGAAAUGAAGGAAACCAAAUCGUUAUUCCCGCCAAGGACUUCUUCCAGACGCUACAUAAUAGUAAUAAAAAAAUUAUGAUUUACUGGGGCACUGAAGAUAAGGAUCAAUACGAAGACCAUUUGUUUUAUAUAAAAAUGGGUGUCGACUCUCUAUGCCCUAAUAAUAUAGACAUUGCUAGGCAGGCCCGUUUGCACGCUUCCUCAACGUGA